AUGGCGGGGGAGAUAGAGCGGGCGCAGUGCUUGGAUGAGUACGAGAAGCUCGUCACGCGGAUGAACAAUCCCAGGUGAUCUAUCUUGAUCCAAUCUCCAGUUGUCCGUCGUCUGUCGCCUCUCCUCCCUCACGCUGGAAUCAUGAAAUCUCGCUCCUACAAUCGCCGCUCCGAAGGAAGGAGCGGAUCCUUCCCUUUGGACGUCUGGAUUGCAGGUCCCACCGUGGAUGCUGUUCUGCGGUGUCUUUCCCAUCCUCGGUUGCUUACUGCUCUUUGUUCCUUCCAGGGUUGUGAUCGACAAUGACGUGUGCACCUCCGCGACGCUGAUAAAGGUAGACAGCGCCAGGAAGAGCGGCGUCCUCCUUGAGGCCGUCCAGGCCCUCACCGAUCUGAAUCUGUCAAUCAAGAAGGCCUACAUAUCCUCCGAUGGCCGUUGGUUCAUGGACGUCUUCCACGUGACCGACCAGUUCGGUGCGAAGCUCAUCGACGAGAGCAUCCGAACUUACCUCGAACAGGUGCCUAACAAUUUCUUUAUGGAUGAGUCUUGGCAGUUAGAUUCUCCUCCUUUUCCUUCUGGUUAUUUCUUAGGAUAAUUGUCUCAAUUCUCUUCCUCCAGUCCCUGGUAGCCGGGAACGACAACAGAAAGUUGGAGGGCUUCAGUAAUCAUCUGACUGCUCUGGAGCUGACGGGGUCGGACAGGCCGGGUAUUUUGUCAGAGGUCUUCGCCGUGCUGGCCGACCUUCAAUGCAAUGUCGUGGACGCCAAAGUUUGGACGCACAACGGCCGCGUCGCUUCCCUGAUGCAUGUCAAGGACGAGGACUCGGGGUCCAUCAUAGAGGACACCCAAAAGAUCCAACGGAUUGAGAGGCGUCUCCACAACGUCCUGAGGGGGGACGGCGACAACGUUCCCGCCAUCGCCAGGGUUGUUGCCGUAUCUUCCCUUGCAGUUGCUCACGCGGAGCACAGGCUCCACCAGAUGAUGUCUGCCGAUCGCGAGUCCGGCCAAGCGGCGGAGGCGACAGCAUCGUCGUUGUCACCGUCACCGCCGCUUGUUUCGGUUCAGAACUGGAUCGACCGGGGUUACUCCAUCGUGAACGUCCAGUGCCGCGAUCGCCCGAAGCUGCUGUUCGACAUUUUGUGCACCCUGACGGACAUGGAAUACGUCGUAUUCCACGGUACAAUUGACACCGUCGGCGACCGAGCGUAUCAGGUUGUGCCUUCUAUCUUUCUCUUUUUUAGAUUACUGUUAGUGACGUUCACGAAGUGUCUCCACUGGUUCUUUUAGUCCUUCGCUAACAUAUCUUGUUCUCGCGGCGGGGUGGAUCAUCUUCCUCAGGAAUUCUAUAUCAGGCACGCGGACGGGAGUGCUAUUAGUUCGGAGACCAGUAGGCAGAGAGUGAUCCAACGUUUGCAGUCUGGAGUCGAGAGGCGAUCACACCGAGUAUGAAUUCUUCUGCCUCUGACAAAUUUCUGCCGUGAUCCGUCCUUGCAUCUGAUCCCGAAAAUUUCUUCCGUUAGGGGUUGAGGUUGGAGCUGUGCACGGUGGAGCAGCGUGGUCUCCUAUCCGAGGUCACCCGGGUGAUCAGGGAGAAUGGUCUCUCCAUCACCGGAGCGGAGGUGUCGACCAAGGGCGCCAUGUCCUGCAACGUCUUCUACGUCACGGACGUCACCGGCAACCCAGCAGAAGCCAGGGCGAUCGAGGCAGUCCGACAGAGGAUCGGCCUCGGGAGACUUGUCAUAAAGGAGCCUCCGACGCGCCUCCCCGCUUACGGAAGCUCCAACUGUCCGGAUCCCGGCGAAGAGACCGGCAGCGGCGCCGGACUCCUCUACAUUGGGUCCCUGGUGAAGAGGAAUCUCUACAACCUCGGCCUCAUCAGAUCCUGUUCUUGA
This is a messenger RNA of Spirodela intermedia, 1889 nucleotides long. NCBI's taxonomy places the organism in Eukaryota, Viridiplantae, Streptophyta, Magnoliopsida, Alismatales, Araceae. The record is from the annotation of a GenBank genome assembly.